GUUGUAGUUUGUGGUGUGUUGUUGUUGAUGUCAACUGCAAUGGCAUCGGUUGUAUCGGCUCAAAACCCCGAUUACAAGCUCGCGCUGAGCAAGAGCUUGCUGUUCUUCGAAGGGCAGCGAUCAGGGAAGCUUCCUCCUAACCAACGCCUGACAUGGAGGAAGGACUCGGCUCUACUCGAUGGCCAAGAGGGUGGUGUUGAUCUAACGGGGGGAUACUACGACGCGGGGGACAACGUGAAGUACAGCUUUCCGAUGGCGUUCACGGCGACGAUGUUGGCGUGGAGCAUCAUCGAGUUCGGCGACGGGAUGGGAGACGAGGGGGUUCGUGCUGCGGAAGCUCUGAGAUGGAACACAGAUUUCUUGCUGAAGGCCACGGCUCACUUGCCCAACACUGUCUACGCCAUGGUGGGCAACCCCUACAGUGACCACAACUGCUGGGAACGGCCCGAGGACAUGGACACCCCGCGCCCCGUGUACGCCGUCAACACCACUCACCCGGGCUCAGAGGUUGCCGGCGAGAUCACCGCCGCGCUCGCUGCUGCAUCAAUCGCGUUCAGGUCCUCCGACACUGCGUACGCCCGGCUCUUGUUGUCUAGAGCGAAGCAGGCGUAUUAUUUCGCAAACACCUACCAGGGCUCAUACAACGAUAGCAUUGGCGACGCAGUCUGCCCAUUUUACUGUGAUAUCAGUGGCUACCAAGAUGAGUUAGCUUGGGGAGGAGCAUGGUUGAAUAAAGCCACCAACAGCCAAAAAUACCAAAAAUAUGUUGAUAAAGCCAUUCGAAACAUCAAACUCAUGGAAGAAGCAACUGGGUAUUAUAAUGUCGACACUGAGUUUUCAUGGGACAAUAAACACGCAGGAACCUACGUCCUCCUAAGCCAGGUAUUAAUUUAUAUAUAUACACCUGGUGAAAAUAUAAGUAAAUAUGUUGGUCACUAUAAAACUGAAGCUCAAACCUUUGCGUGCGUGGUGUUGCCAGAAUCCCCCACCAAGACCAUGAAAUACACACCAGGUGGUUUGAUCUACAAGACUAGAUCAUCCAACAACCAAGUCACCGGCGCAGUUUCUCUCCUCGCUCUUGUGUAUGCGAAGCAUCUCACACAGGCUAAGGGAACCAUUACUUGUGGCAAAACCCAAUUUCCCCCUUCAAAGCUUGUAGACUUGGCGAAAAGUCAGGCGGAUUACAUCUUGGGCCACAACCCACUGAGAAUGUCUUACAUGGUUGGCUACGGCUCCAAGUUCCCUCAGCACAUUCAUCACAGGGCCUCCGCCCUCCCAUCCCUGGAUGUGCAUCCCUCAUUCAUUGCAUGCAAAGACGGCACUCCUUACUACAUGAGCCGCAAGCCUAAUCCGAAUGAGUUGACGGGAGCUAUUGUCGGAGGGCCUAACAAUGGAACGGAUUACUUCGACGACGACCGGAAACGACCAGCUCAAAGUGAGCCCACCACUUAUAUCAAUGCGCCCUUCGUCGGUGUGUUUGCUUACUUUGCUAAUCAUUAA
This is a messenger RNA of Zingiber officinale, 1500 nucleotides long. RefSeq names its product endoglucanase 8-like. Gene Ontology annotation, biological process: carbohydrate metabolic process. Gene Ontology annotation, molecular function: hydrolase activity, hydrolyzing O-glycosyl compounds. The record is from RefSeq and is a predicted model, not a curated record. The transcript has 7 exons. NCBI's taxonomy places the organism in Eukaryota, Viridiplantae, Streptophyta, Magnoliopsida, Zingiberales, Zingiberaceae. Bases 28 to 1500 code for a protein of 490 amino acids.